This is a messenger RNA of Biomphalaria glabrata, 1398 nucleotides long. RefSeq names its product RNA polymerase-associated protein LEO1-like. NCBI's taxonomy places the organism in Eukaryota, Metazoa, Mollusca, Gastropoda, Planorbidae. The record is from RefSeq and is a predicted model, not a curated record. The coding region runs from base 1 to 1398 and encodes 465 amino acids. The transcript has a single exon.
AUGUCAAGACAACGAAGAGAAACACUCAUGUCAAGACAACGAAGAGAAACUCUCAUGUCAAGACAACGAAGAGAAACUCUCAUGUCAAGACAACGAAGAGAAACACUCUCAUGUCAUGACAACGAAGAGAAACUCUCAUGUCAAGACAACGAAGAGAAACACUCAUGUCAAGACAACGAAGAGAAACACUCAUGUCAAGACAACGAAGAGAAACUCUCAUGUCAAGACAACGAAGAGAAACUCUCAUGUCAUGACAACGAAGAGAAACACUCAUGUCAAGACAACGAAGAGAAACACUCAUGUCAAGACAACGAAGAGAAACUCUCAUGUCAAGACAACGAAGAGAAACUCUCAUGUCAUGACAACGAAGAGAAACUCUCAUGUCAUGACAACGAAGAGAAACUCUCAUGUCAAGACAACGAAGAGAAACUCUCAUGUCAUGACAACGAAGAGAAACUCUCAUGUCAUGACAACGAAGAGAAACACUCAUGUCAAGACAACGAAGAGAAACACUCAUGUCAAGACAACGAAGAGAAACUCUCAUGUCAAGACAACGAAGAGAAACACUCAUGUCAAGACAACGAAGAGAAACACUCAUGUCAAGACAACGAAGAGAAACACUCAUGUCAAGACAACGAAGAGAAACUCUCAUGUCAAGACAACGAAGAGAAACUCUCAUGUCAUGACAACGAAGAGAAACACUCAUGUCAAGACAACGAAGAGAAACACUCAUGUCAAGACAACGAAGAGAAACUCUCAUGUCAAGACAACGAAGAGAAACUCUCAUGUCAAGACAACGAAGAGAAACACUCUCAUGUCAUGACAACGAAGAGAAACUCUCAUGUCAAGACAACGAAGAGAAACUCUCAUGUCAAGACAACGAAGAGAAACACUCUCAUGUCAAGACAACGAAGAGAAACUCUCAUGUCAAGACAACGAAGAGAAACUCUCAUGUCAAGACAACGAAGAGAAACACUCUCAUGUCAAGACAACGAAGAGAAACUCUCAUGUCAUGACAACGAAGAGAAACACUCAUGUCAAGACAACGAAGAGAAACACUCUCAUGUCAAGACAACGAAGAGAAACUCUCAUGUCAAGACAACGAAGAGAAACUCUCAUGUCAAGACAACGAAGAGAAACUCUCAUGUCAUGACAACGAAGAGAAACUCUCAUGUCAUGACAACAAAGAGAAACUCUCAUGUCAUGACAACGAAGAGAAACUCUCAUGUCAAGACAACGAAGAGAAACUCUCAUGUCAAGACAAUGAAGAGAAACUCUCAUGUCAAGACAACGAAGAGAAACUCUCAUGCCAAGACAACGAAGAGAAACUCUCAUGUCAAGACAACGAAGAGAAACUCUCAUGUCAAGACAACGAAGAGAAACACUCUCAUGUCCUGA